Molecule: messenger RNA, 1140 nt
Organism: Rotaria sp. Silwood2
Lineage: Eukaryota; Metazoa; Rotifera; Eurotatoria; Philodinida; Philodinidae
Source: the annotation of a GenBank genome assembly
AUGAAUCUAGUUGUAGACUUUGUCUUCAAUGAAUUUGAUGAUAAUCUUCGUAUGGCAUUGAACAAGGUUUUUGAAAUUGAAGUUUCUGAUGAUUCAGAAGCGACAACAGCAGGAGGUGAAGAAGAUCUUGGUUUACAGAACAAACCAACUACUGGUAUCAAAGGAAAAAUAAUUAGUUCAUCAAAGUCAAAACGACGUUGUACUUUCAACCAAAAAUGGUUGAAAGAUCUAAAAUAUGCAGUAUUUAUCAGAGAAUGCCGAACUAAUAAAUAUUCUGCUCAUUGUUCUAUUUGUAAAUCAGAUUUCUCUAUUUCUAAUGGUGAUGUUUAUUUAAUUAAUCAUCACAUUGAACAAUCCAGUCAUAAACGUUUAGCUGAAACCCCAGCAAAAGAAAAUUCACGAUCAAUACACGAUUUUAUUCCAGCAUCAUCAACGCUAACUAAAUUGACUGCAGCUGAACUUAGUCUUGUUUAUCAUGGAGUUCGUCGUGGCUAUAGUUAUUUAAGUCAAUCAUGUACAGUUGAUCUUCUUAAGAAGAUUUUUAAUGAUUCUCAAAUUGGACAAAUUAUCACUUGUGGCAAAAAAACAAAAGCACGAGAAUUAUCAGUAAAUGUGCUUCGAAUCAUCAAAAUUGAUCAAAUUACAUUCGAUCAAAUCGAACGUUGUGUAGCUAUUCUUCAUAUUGAACUCAAUCACGACAAAUUGUUUGACGAAAUGAUUCAUAUACAAUCAACAUUCAAGGAAAUUGUUUCCUAUCGUGAAUCACUCUCUGAUCAGAUACAAAAAUAUAUUGGUAAUCGUAAUUUCAAUGAAGUCGAAGAAACAGCUGAAGAAGAAAGAUUUUUUCAUAAAACAACAACAUCAAAUCAUCAACACAAUCAUCGUAGAAUUCGUCCAGAUCAACUCUGGGCUUAUUUGAUCUCAAGAGCAACGACAAACCUUCAAGAAAUAACAAAAUUAAUUUCUUUUGUUUAUUCUAUUCCUUGUUCCAAUGCUUUUACUGAAGGGGUGUUUAAUCCCAUGAAACAAGCAUGGAUACCUAGUAGAAAUUUAAUGUCUGUUGAAACAAUUGCUGCUGAAUUACAAAUAAGAUUAAAUGGCCAAAUGAAAUGUGAUGAUUUUUUUAUACGUACAAAAUGA